Molecule: messenger RNA, 282 nt
Organism: Strongylus vulgaris
Lineage: Eukaryota; Metazoa; Nematoda; Chromadorea; Rhabditida; Strongylidae
Source: the annotation of a GenBank genome assembly
AUGGCUAAACAUCGGCUGGAGUAUUAUUUUGCGAUAGACCCUUCACCUGACACUUCACUGCUGGUAGAAUUUGCCGAAGAACUGCACUUCAGCUAUGAGGUGGUUCGUACGUGGUUUUGCAACCGAAGACAGAAAAAAAGACGCAUUGACUAUGAAGCUAAAGUUAAUUUUCCUGAAGCUGCCAUUCUCAAUAAGAGCACAUCCCAUUUUGAGGAGGAAGUCAACGGCACUUUCCCUGGUAAUGCUGUAAUCUCUUCGCAAGACUCCUUGAGCAACUCAUAG